AUGUUUUUCAUUACACUGUUUAUUAUCAAUGAUCAAUUAUCAUCAGUUGAAAGUGUCAAUAAGAAUGGUCAUCAUAUGAUGGUAAAAAGACUUCAGUCUCUGGCACUUUUACGUGGAAAUCGAUUCUAUGGAGAUAAAAAUUUGAAAAAUUAUCAUGAAAACAAAGGAAAAGGAGGAGAAUAUUGGUUUAAUAAAUCACCGUGGAAUACGUUGAAUAAUGGGAAAUAUUAUAUUCCAUAUUGUUUGAUGUAUGAGUAG
Messenger RNA from Brugia malayi, 258 nucleotides. RefSeq lists its product as uncharacterized. Bases 1 to 258 code for a protein of 85 amino acids. The transcript is spliced from 2 exons. Lineage: Eukaryota; Metazoa; Nematoda; Chromadorea; Rhabditida; Onchocercidae. The record is from RefSeq and is a predicted model, not a curated record.